This is a messenger RNA of Phytophthora sojae, 2823 nucleotides long. RefSeq lists its product as hypothetical. The transcript has 9 exons. The record is from RefSeq and is a predicted model, not a curated record. NCBI's taxonomy places the organism in Eukaryota, Oomycota, Peronosporomycetes, Peronosporales, Peronosporaceae. Gene Ontology annotation, molecular function: protein binding. The coding region runs from base 1 to 2823 and encodes 940 amino acids.
AUGACGCAUCGCAACGUUGGCUGGCACGCACAGGGCGACGUCGAACAGACCCAAGACCAGCACAUCCACAAGAACGUCUUCCGGAUCCGAGGGGCAAUUGCUGCGACGAACUACCUGCGGGUUCCAAGAGAUGCAGCAAAGGGAACACACGGACUGGGCCUUACAGGGCGCUACGCUUACGUGCAAUUACGUCGCAUCGGAGACUUACCCAUGACGAUUCAUCUCGAUUUCGUCACGAACAAGAAGACGGCGCUGCGAUUCACGCUGAGCUCUAUCUAUCAGCUGGUUCGGAGUGCCGGAACGGUUUUGAGAGUGCCUCUAAGCUUGGAUGCUCGGUGGACCGUGGUUGUGAUUGACAUGGCGGCCUUACUGGAUUCCUUUAACCAGUACGCAAGAGAGACCUAUCGUCACCUCAAGACCAUCACACUAUGUGCGUCCAUGAAUGUGCGAAACUUCUUUGUGUCUCCCACGCUGUAUACACCGACGGAGGAUCUUCGUAUUGCCGCAACACCCACGCCUAUAUCUCCUACUCACGAAGUAGACGCUGAAGUGACAGCGAAAGGAUCUCCAAGAACACGAGACUCGAAUCUUCGCCGUGACAGAAACGACAUCUUGUCAAAGGCCGAUCAGAUAUUACGCGAUGCUGGGAUCUUUGACAGAGGGCUCCGAGCCAAGAUCGUCUCGUCUUCUACCAAGGCAGAGUGGCCCGAUCCGAUUUUGGAGCUUGACCGGGUUAUCGGAUUUUCGAACGAUUAUUCACGAAUGUUACUGUGGCUUCCUGAUGGUUCUGCCUGCGUGUACACAAGUUCAUCAGCGAUCAUCAUCAGGGAAUUUUGCGACGAAGGCAUGGAUCCAAGACGGUCGGCUACUUCACAGCGAGUCUCCACUGAAGCUGUCAAAGGCUCAUUGGAAACUACCAGUUCAGCUACCGCGACUCGGGAGCACUUCUUAUACGGGCAUUCAGCGUCCAUCUGUGCUCUAGCAGUAGCGAGCGAUGGGGGGCUAUUGGCAUCGGCAGAGGUACCUCUUCAAGCGAAGAACCAAAAUGGGGUCAGACUUUGGGAUCUUGCAAGUCGCGAAUGUGUCACCGUAGUCAAGGCGCAGCCUAAAGGCGUUCACGCGCUUUGUUUCUCGAGCGCGUCAAAGCGCCGCCUGCUGCUCUGCGCUGUCGGGCGUGACGAGUGUUUCCGCACACAAAUCUUCAUCUGGGAUUGCUCGUGCCUUCGACAUGGAAAAAAGGAAGCUUAUUCGGGGGCAGCAGUCAGUCUAAUGGCGCGACAAACGUCGGACUUCCCGAUCGACCGCGUCGCCUUCUCUCCAUACGAGCAGCAAGAUCACUACCAUCUCGUGUCAUGUGGUCGGGAAAAUAUUCGCUACUGGCGCGUGAAUCCAAACACUGGCCAUCUCACGGGUUGUCCCGUCAUUUUGAACGAAUACUCUCGAGGAACCGUGUUCACGGAUAUCGGCUUUGACACGAUCGCAGAGUCGCAUCCUUCCGACAUUCGCCGUGUUCGCCCGCUGUACGUGGCGUCCAGCUUGGGGACAUUGCUUGUGAUUGACUACGACUCGAAGCAGGUUAUCUGCGUGUACCAGCUUCACGAUGCCAGCAUCAACUGCUUGUCUAUCAACGAAGGUUUCUGCGUGACCGGAUCAGACGACUGCUUUCUCCGAGUUUGGCCAUUGGACUUCACCGAUUUCUUCUUGGAAGCGCACCACGAAGCUGGAGUGAGCUCGUUGGAUGUAUCCCCCGAUGGGAUGAAGGUGCUGGUCGGCAGUCGCAACAACGCGAUCGGUUUAUUGGAUAUCGCUGACCAGCAGUACGCAACUUUGCUGCGAUCCCACACUAAAGAGAUAACUGCGAUGACGCCUGCACCAUGGGGUUCUCCGCUAGCCUCUUUGCUACUCGAAGAUGCACGAGCAGGGGAGAUUGGUACCGCAGAGAGCGAGCUGGUAACAGCUUCCAGUGAUGGCACGCUGCGCGUUUGGGACACAACGUCGGGGUAUCAGUUAUAUGAGUUCGACAUGCAGGAAGAACGCGUGACGUGCUUGGCCGCGUCGCCGGUGCAUAGCGGCAUUGUCGCAGUAGGCUUCGCUUCAGGCUGCACGCGGAUCUUUGACGCCCCUUCAAGUAUGCUGCAUGAAUUCCGGCAACAUCAGAGCUCCAUUCGUCACAUUGAGUUCGACAUCGACGCGGAGCAUCUAUUCACAUCGGGGGCUGGGAAGCAGUUGUGUCUAUACGACGCACGACAGCAAGACUACUUGCCGUUGAAGAUGCUGCUGGCAGAUUUUGAUCCUGAAGACGGUCGUUUUGUACUCAGUCACGACAAGAAGUGGCUAGCCAUAGUCAGCAGCGACAGGAAAAGUAUCGUCAUGCUUGAUCCUUGCUCACUUCGCGUGGCGGCUACGGUUCAGCCACCAAAACAACCAGGAGGUAUCUCUCUGACAGGUCAAGAGGAGUCACUGAAGCUUGUGCGUUUCUCCAACAGGUCGACAGAGCUGCUGGUACUAUCAGCAAGCGAUCGCCUGCAUAUAUUUUCCCUUCCAGACCGGGAGUUCGUGCAGUCGAUGCCCCUGCUUGGGCAAGAUGGUAUCAGCGCCUUGGUAAUGAGUGCCAAUGCGAAAUACAUGGCCACUGGAGGAGUGGACGGAUCUCUCCGCGUUUGGAACUGGGACGACAGAGGACGCAUUGGGCGAAUGCACCAGUCAUUUAUCGGCCAUGGGGGCAAAGUGAACGAUUUGGCUCGAGUGCGAUCUGCAUUUGGCAGUUCCACGGAGAUUCGUCGCCAUUGUCGCCGCGAGCAAAGAGCGGCAGCAUGGAUUUAG